AUGGCCCUCCACUCAUUGACGGGGACGGGAUCCAUUCCCGCUCAUGCACAGUCCUCCUUACCUUCGCUUCCUUCGCAUCUUCAAUCGGACACACAUCUCACGGCUCAUCUGGCCAGCAGAUUUCAUGUGUCUCUACCAACAGCCCGGUUAUCCUCUCAAGGAUUGAUAUGCCUGAACACCUACACAUCUUCCACCCAGGGCCCCGAUGGACAAAGGGAAGGAAGCGCAAUGGGGGAAGCAGACGACCUGGCUAGGCGUGCUUGGGCUCGUUUGGGAGGAAGAGGAGAAAACCAGGCCAUCAUUUUCCUGGGUGAAACUGGCUCCGGGAAGACAACCGUUCGCUCCCAUCUUCUUUCUUCUUUCCUUGCACUAUCAUCCACCCCUCUUUCAGCUAAGCUCUCCCUUGCGGCCUUCGUUUUCGACACUUUGACAACCACCAAAUCGGUUACUACCCCGACUGCGUCAAAAGCAGGUUUGUUUUUCGAGCUUCAGUAUGAUGGCUCGUCAACUGUCAAUCCAACUUUGAUUGGCGGCAAACUUUUAGAUCACCGGCUGGAAAGAAGCCGUAUUGCAUCCGUUCCUACAGGUGAACGAAGUUUCCAUGUACUAUAUUACCUCCUUGCGGGAACCAGCCCGGCUGAGAAGACCCAUCUGGGUUUGGACAGUGCAAUCGACAUCCGCACUGGUGGAGGCUCUGGCAACCGUUCGUCCGGUACAGUCUCACAUAAGAGGUGGCGGUAUCUUGGCCAUCCGACACAACUGAAAGUUGGGAUUAAUGAUACGGAGGGCUUCCAGCAAUUCAAAAACGCUCUACGCAAAUUGGAGUUCCCCCGGAGUGAAAUCGCCGAGAUCUGCCAGAUUCUUGCGUGUAUCUUGCAUAUCGGACAGCUGGAAUUUACUACUGGUCAAUCAACUACAACAGGCCCGGAGGAGAGCGGCGGAUAUUCGCAUGAAGGUGGUGAAACUGUUACGAUUGUCAAAAACAAGGAUGUUUUGGCAAUUAUUGCUGCAUUCCUCGGAUUGAGCGUGGAUGAUCUCGAGGCUAGCCUUGGGUACAAAACGAAAACUAUUCAUCGGGAACGUGUGACUGUCAUGCUCGACCCUAAAGGAGCGCGGAAUAAUGCUGAUGAGCUCGCCCGGACCCUUUACUCUCUGCUGGUUGCAUAUGUAAUCGAAAACAUCAACCAGCGUGUAUGUGCUGCUGAGGACGCGGUAGCCAACACGAUUUCUAUUAUUGACUUCCCCGGCUUUUCCCAAGCGUCCUCAACAGGCUCAGCAUUGGACCAGCUCCUGAACAAUGCUGCUACCGAGUCGCUUUAUAAUUACUGUUUGCGAAGCUUUUUUGAAUACAGGGCAGACAUGCUCGAAAUCGACGAAGUUAGCGUCCCUCCAACUAGCUACUUCGAUAACUCGGAUGCUGUCAAAGGCCUGCUCAAGCAAGGUAAUGGGCUUUUAGCUAUCCUAGACGACCAGACGAGGCGCGGACGAUCUGAUAUGCAGUUACUCGAAAGCUUGAGAAAACGAUUUGCGGACAAAAAUCCGGCUAUAUCUGUCGGGAGCGCCACAGCUACGCUUCCCGGCAGCAACUUCGCUUCAAAAAAUCAGGCCGCUAAUUUUACAGUUAGACAUUUCGCAGGGGAAGUCGAUUAUCCUGUCCAGGGGUUGGUUGAGGAAAACGGCGACUUGGUUUCUGGCGACUUAAUGAACCUUAUCACUUCCUCCAGGAGCGCUUUUGUGCGAGAUCUCUUCGGCCAAGAAGCACUCCAAACAAUCCGCCACCCUAAGGAAAAGUCGGCUAUUGUGCAAGCCCAGGUUAGCUCGAAGCCUCUUAGAAUGCCCAGUAUGGCAAGACGCAAAAUGGAUAGACCUGUCCGACCUACUGCUCGUGCAGCUCAGGCGGAUAAUGAUGAUGUCGAUAUUGCGGGCAGCACGAGUUCCGCGUCUGGAUCCAAAAAGCGUAAGCAGGGAGCUCUUGCAAGUGGUCCUAGCCAGGGUGCUGCUGCUCAAUUCCUUGUAUCAUUGGACAACAUAAAUAAGUCCCUGGCUGCAGGCAGUGUGAAUCCCUACUUCGUGUUCUGCCUGAAACCCAACGAUCGUCGAAUCGCGAAUCAAUUCGAUAGUAAAUGCGUGCGAGCACAAGUACAAACCUUUGGGAUUGCCGAGAUCAGUCAGCGGCUUCGAAAUGCAGAUUUUACCGUGUUUCUUCCCUUCAGUGAAUUCCUUGGCCUGUCAGAUGGAGAAUCGAUCAUAGUUGGCAGCGAGCAAGAAAAGUGCCAAUUGGUGGUUGACGAAAGAAGAUGGCCAAAAAACGAAGCACGAGUUGGAAGUACUGGAGUCUUUCUAAGCGAAAGAUGCUGGGCGGAGGUUGCGAGGGUUGGUGAACGAGUUGUCCCCAGCUAUAGCGCAGGUGGCACCGAUGACGGCAGAGAUGGGCUACUAGGGGUUGGCACCAAAGGCCCAUACGGAGACUCGAAGGUUCGGCUUCUAAAUUCGCCCGACAUAUCUCCGUCGCCUGGCGCAUAUAUAUACGGAGAUGAUACCAAGCAGGGAUUCUUUGGGGGUCAGGAGAUAGACGGCCGUUCUGACGCGGGUGCAUCGGCCUUCAAUUCUGGUGACAUGUUCAAAAAUUUGGAGACGCGCGAGCAGAUGGCCGAGAAAGGCAAUGAGAAGAAAAUGGAAGAAGUUGAUGACGUUGUGAUUUCUGGUAGCCGUAAACGGUGGUUGGCUCUCGUUUAUAUGCUCACCUUCUACAUUCCUGAUUUUGCUAUCAAGUUCUUCGGACGAAUGAAGCGCAAGGACGUGCGAAUUGCCUGGCGAGAGAAGUUCGCGAUUAACCUCCUCAUUUGGCUUAGUUGUGCUUUGGCUGUCUUCUUCAUCAUCGGCUUCCCCCAGUUAAUUUGCCCGAAACAAAAUGUCUUUUCGCCCGAUGAACUCUCCUCCCACGACGGAAAAAAUACCGAUGCUUAUAUAGCCAUUCGGGGAGAGGUAUUCGAUCUGGGCGCUUACAUACCUUCACACUAUCCGAAAAUCGUUCCUCGAAGUGCGUUGGAAAAGUAUGCCGGCCUCGAUGCUACGAAACUGUUCCCCGUGCAAGUUAGCGCUCUUUGUGAUGGCGUUGAUGGCAGCGUCGACCCAUCUGUCCCCUUGGACUUCAGGUCUGUCAAUAGAACGGGCUCUGUCAGAGUUUCGCGAGACGAUGAUCCAAACGCUAAAUACCACGACUUCAGAGCCUUCACCGAAGAUUCUAGGCCGGAUUGGUAUUGGAAUCAAAUGAGGAUGUUGAGAGCAAACUACAGGAAGGGAUACGUUGGUUUCUCUCCGCAGUAUCUGAAGACACUUGUGGAUCAGGAUCAGUCAAUCGCCGUCCUAGAUGGCUAUGUGUAUGACUUGUCAAACUAUGUCAUAGGCGGCCGUAGCCCACGCGCACCUCCUGGUCAAGAUCCCCCGAAAGAUGUCAAUGUCAAUUUUAUGGAUCCCCUCGUUGUGGAUUUAUUUCAACAAAGACCUGGGCAGGAUAUCUCGGAAUUAUUUAGGCGUCUUCCUCUUGGAAAUCGAGAACGCGCCAUGAGAACCUGCUUAACCAAUUUGUUUCAAGUUGGGAAGUUGGAUACUAGAAAUUCUGUCCAGUGUCAAUUUGCGCAGUACUUCAUUCUCGCGAUAUCACUGCUCUUAGUCACCAUCAUCGCCUUCAAAUUCUUCGCCGCGUUGCAAUUUGGAAAGAAAACUCUACCGGAAAAUCUCGAUAAAUUCAUUAUCUGUCAAGUGCCAGCGUAUACUGAAGAUGAAGAGUCUCUGCGUCGAGCCAUCGACUCAAUGGCUCGGAUGAAAUAUGAUGACAAACGCAAACUACUUGUUGUCAUUUGCGAUGGCAUGAUUAUCGGUCAAGGAAAUGAUCGGCCGACGCCCCGGAUCGUCCUAGACAUUCUGGGCGUUCCGGAGACUGUGGACCCUGAACCGCUAAGCUUCGAAAGUUUGGGAGAAGGAAUGAAACAGCACAACAUGGGCAAAGUUUACUCCGGGUUAUAUGAGGUUCAAGGCCAUAUCGUACCGUUCUUGGUUGUCGUUAAAGUUGGCAAGCCUUCGGAAGUAUCUCGCCCCGGAAAUCGUGGCAAGAGAGAUUCGCAAUUGCUCCUAAUGCGUUUCUUAAACCGUGUCCAUUACAACCAUCCCAUGAGCCCCCUCGAGCUUGAAAUACAUCACCAAAUUCGCAACAUCAUUGGUGUCAACCCCACGUUCUACGAGUUCAUAUUCCAAGUUGACGCAGAUACCAUGGUCGCUCCAGACGCGGCCACUCGAAUGGUUGCUUCAUUCAUGCAGGAUACGCGCAUCAUCGGGCUUUGUGGAGAAACAGGACUCAACAAUGCCAAAUCCUCCAUAAUAACCAUGAUCCAGGUUUAUGAAUACUAUAUCUCUCAUAAUUUGACAAAAGCCUUCGAGAGUCUAUUCGGGUCAGUGACGUGUUUGCCUGGCUGCUUUACAAUGUAUCGUAUUCGAGCUGCCGACACAGGAAAACCUCUUUUCGUUAGUCGAGAAGUGGUAGAUGCCUACUCUGAGAUCCGCGUUGACACCCUUCACAUGAAGAAUCUCCUCCAUUUGGGUGAGGAUCGUUAUCUUACCACGCUUCUUCUGAAGCACCACCCGAAAUACAAGACCAAGUUCCUCUUCAAUGCUCAUGCCUGGACUAUCGCACCCGAUAGCUGGGCUGUGUUCAUGUCCCAGCGCCGGAGAUGGAUUAACUCAACUGUUCACAAUCUUAUUGAACUCAUUCCUCUACAACAACUUUGUGGAUUCUGCUGUUUCAGCAUGAGGUUCGUCGUUUUUGUCGAUCUUUUGAGUACGAUUAUCCAGCCCGUGACAGUUGCAUAUGUCAUUUAUCUCAUCGUCCUUAUUGCCAUCAACCCAACACUCAUCCCGAUUACGGCAUUUAUCUUGCUUGGUGCUAUCUACGGUCUACAGGCUAUUAUAUUCAUCCUCCGGCGCAAAUGGGAAAUGGUUGGCUGGAUGAUCAUUUAUAUCCUCGCCAUGCCUGUUUUCUCCCUUGGUCUUCCGCUUUAUUCUUUCUGGCAUAUGGAUGACUUCACCUGGGGUAACACCCGUAUCGUCACGGGAGAGAAAGGCCGUAAAGUUGUGAUUUCAGACGAGGGCAAGUUUGACCCUUCAUCCAUACCUAAGAAAAAGUGGGAAGAGUACCAAUCCGAGCUUUGGGAAGCGCAAACCCAUCAAGACGAUCGUUCAGAGGUUUCUGGAUUCUCAUAUGGCACUCGAUCCUACCACCCACCUGCGUCUGAAUAUGGGUUUGCCCCCUCCCGACCUCUUUCUCAAAUGGAACUUAAUCGCCUCGCCGGGUCUCGCAUGUCCGUCGCUCCUUCGGAGAUGUUGGGCCGCGGCCCUGAGAUGGAGAUGGUGGACCUCGCGGGACUUCCGAGUGACGAUUCGCUGCUUGCGGAAAUCCGCGAUAUCCUUCGUACCGCGGAUUUGAUGACUGUUACGAAGAAGAGUGUCAAGUUGGAACUUGAACACAGGUUCAAUGUCAAUCUCGACGCCAAACGGCAGUAUAUCAACUCUGCCACCGAAGCCGUCCUUUCUGGGAACCUUUAA
This is a messenger RNA of Blastomyces gilchristii SLH14081, 5598 nucleotides long. Its product is annotated as chitin synthase. Gene Ontology annotation, molecular function: ATP binding; chitin synthase activity; cytoskeletal motor activity. NCBI's taxonomy places the organism in Eukaryota, Fungi, Ascomycota, Eurotiomycetes, Onygenales, Ajellomycetaceae. The transcript is spliced from 4 exons. The record is from RefSeq and is a predicted model, not a curated record. Gene Ontology annotation, cellular component: cell periphery; myosin complex; cell septum. The coding region runs from base 1 to 5598 and encodes 1865 amino acids.